This is a messenger RNA of Danio rerio (zebrafish), 2967 nucleotides long. The record is from RefSeq and is a predicted model, not a curated record. Lineage: Eukaryota; Metazoa; Chordata; Actinopteri; Cypriniformes; Danionidae.
CAUGCGCAGUGCUGUGCUCCGUGCGGCGUUCUGCUGAAGGGAUGAGGGCAGCGGAUUCAUGAACAACAGACCCAGAUGCUGAUGAGAGAAGUGCGGAUACACGGGGGACGCAUGGUGUCAGAGAAUGCCACGGCAAGAAUAGAGUUUCCGUUCAUUUACUUGGAGGGAAGGCAUCUUUGUGUCUUUGACUAGGCUGUUUGUUUUUGACUUGAAGACAUAACUGCGGCUAAUGCUGCAUAUCCUGACGUUACAAUGCCAGCGGGGCUGAAUGCGCAAGGCAGCGGUAUACCUAUCUCAGAUCCGAUGGGAUCGUUUAAGAGGAGGAAAAGAAAGUCCAUCAUAGUAACAGUUAUGCUCCUUAUUGUCUCCAUACUCAUCUUGGUCUUUGGUCUGGCGGCUACAACCAGGACGCAGAACAUCACUGUUGGUGGCUAUUAUCCAGGAGUCAUUCUCGGCUUUGGGUCUUUUCUGGGAAUCAUCGGCGCCCAUUUGAUAGAGAAUAAGAGGCAGAUGCUGGUGGCCUCAAUUGUCUUCAUCAGCUUUGGCGUUGUGGCUGCCUUCUGCUGUGCUAUAGUGGAUGGCGUUUUUGCUGCAAGACAUAUAGACCUCAGACCUCUAUAUGGUGGCCGAUGUGAAUAUUACUCCAGUGGGACGGCAUUUGAUGUAGAUGUCCACUGUCAAACUGGAUCUCGGGUCUCGUGUAACCUGCGUGUGAAGAGCAACACCUGCUACUGCUGUGAACUUUACAACUGUGGCAAGUAUGUGUGUGUGAGCAUGUCCCAUUCGGAUACAUCCCUCCUAGGAUAUCUUCUGCAAGCAGCCAGAUCAGAUUUUUUUAAAAAGUAUAUAGCAACAACUAAGCUAUCUUUGUUUUACCUUGGUUUAUAUUUGCUUGUAUGGUGUAUGCUUCAAUCCCUGAAAUUCAGCUCUGUUCGAAAGAACGUUUGUGUUUAUUUAUGUUUCAGAGAGCAUCCUCUUAUGGGACUUCAGAAUAAAGAUGUUUUGAAAAAAUUUAGGAAAUCCUCCAUGAUUUGGAACCGAGUGGAACUGCGAGGAGGGUAUCAUGAGUACACAGAGGUGCGGAGCUGCCAGGAUGUUGUCCACCUUUAUCACCUGCUGUGGUCUGCUACUAUCCUCAACAUCGUGGCUUUGUUUCUGGGCAUCAUCACUGCAGCCGUGCUGGGGGGCUUCAAAGACAUGAUGCCGACAGCAGCACCAGAUUCUUGUGAGCCGGAGCCUCUUCCAAUCCCUCCACCACCAGAGACUCCUGGACCCACCACCUCCAACAACUCCUUCUACAACACUGCCCCCUGCUUGCCUCCAUACACUGCCUAUGACCUUCAGGGUGCCAGCUUCUUUCCCGACUCUUCAGGCUUGUCUGACGAUUCCCAGUCUGGAGCCAGUCACAUGUGGCCAAAUAUGAUCCCUCCUCGUUAUUCUCCUCCUUAUUACCCACCCGACGAGAAGCCCCCGCCAUACAGCCCUUAAGGGGACCAGUCUGACCAAGACAUUUUCCUGUCGAGACGGAAGUGGCAGUGGGCAUUUUUUGAUAUUAGUGUUCAACGUCAUUCUCCUGAAUGCAGCGGAGGCUCACCCGAGCGGCAGGCUAAGUAUAGAGAGACCACAGCAUUAACCACAGGCAUUCGUCAUCAAAUACAGCAGAUGUAAUAUGCAACAUUAAUCCUUGACAAGAUUUGCUCAAGCCAACAAACCCGAUUGUGUAAAAUAUCCAUGAUAUAUAGCCUCAAUGCAAGAGGACGACGUGUAGUAACGGACUACGAGACUGUUCACAGAUAAGCCUUAAAACGUGCGUCCGCUUCCAGUACAGCUCCUGUUAUUGGUACCGUCUGUGGGUCUCCUACUUGUGAUUUCCUCCAUCACACGAACCUUUCUCCCUUCCAAAGUGGCACAAAAGUGUUUUGUCGUGGCCUCUGCUCUCUCGGCACGAGGAUGAGUCUCAUAUCUUAUAUCUUGCAAUUGAUUUGCACUUUAUUGUCUUCAGAAUCUACUGUAUUCACACAGUUCUAGAAAUUUUAGAGUUAUUUUUAACUGUUUCAGGCAGCUAGAUUGCAAAGAACUGUACAUACGUUUAGGCUGAAACUGAUUUUCUUUUCCUUCUCCUGAGCGCUUUGGUAGGAUCUACGAGCUCUCCCGUAACAUGUGCAUCACAAUCUUGUCACAGAUUCGUCUUCUGUGACAACAUCUUUGCUUGACUUACGCAAAGUAAUAACCUCCACGAGAGGAUUUUCGACUUGUACAUCUUGCAUUUAUCAGCAAUUUUGUGUCGUUUCUGUCUUAAAGUGACAGGACUUAUCGAAUGUAAAAAAGGAGGCUUAGCUUUAUUAGUAACCGUUAUGGAUUUUAACACUUAAUUGUUCAAUGCGUAAUAGUAAUAACACAACAUCUUUCCACGUUGCAAAUAUGAUAUCAAUGUGCAAUGCUGUACAUAUACUGAACAAUCAAACUGCCUUCUAGUAACACAACACAACUGAGUCUUAAGACUUGUAGUGUUUUCCUCUUUUGUCUGUUAGUGCGUUCACUGUGAAUGUCAAGUCACUGUACUUUUCGUGCUCGAUUUAUAUCAACAACAGUGUCCUUUACUGGAGUGAAGUAGAGAUUUUACAACAAAUUCAAUUGUUUGGAUGACUUCUGGAUGCAGCUGGUAAAAACCCUAGUCACAUGCUACUAGUAUAAUGAAAGAUCUUUCCCCUCGAUUGUUCGUUUUGGAGCAUUUUCAUGUGACAUUGUUUACCUUCAAUGUUGAAAAUCUUCAAAUGAAGACUGAUGUAGACUUUUUAUUUUUAGCUUCGUUAUCUUUUAUCCUGCGUCAUGCGGAAGCUGCACAUUGCAGAUUAUGUUCAUAUAAUAACAUUCGCUGACCGCUAUACAGAGACAGGAAUGCUCAUAACAUUGACUGGUCGUUAUCAUACGUUCAUGAUGCUCUUGGAAAUAAAAGAAAUACAUGUG